AUGAGGGCACCUCCUUUAGACGUGAUUCAGACAUGGCCUCGACCCCAGUAUGACGCACCGUUCACGAACGCACCAAUAGGGACUGCUGUGUCUAUCUUCUUAAUGGUUGUUGUCACUAUCAUCUUGGGGAUCCGGAUAUAUACACGAAAGUACAUUACUAGAGGGUUCGGACUAGACGAUAUUCUCAUAAUUUUUGCCUACAUUCCCUGUCUGGGUUUCUCAAUCAAUGGCCUGAUUGCCCAAAAGCAUUAUGGUUGGGGCAAAGACCUAUGGAACGUACACUCUACAGUGUAUAAACCUGCACUUCAGUCUGCUUUCGCCGCAUACAAUCUUUUUGGCGCCGCGACAACUCUCAUCAAGCUGUCCAUGCUUGCUCUGACGUACCGCCUCGCCUGCACUGCGUCAAAAACCUUCCAACGCAUCAUUAUCGGUUGUAUGAUCCUGGUUGGUGCCAACGGUGUAUGCUUCCUCCUUGUCACCUCGCUGCAGUGUCGACCUUUACACCUUUACUGGACCAUAUCUUACGAGGAACAAAACUGUAUAGACGAGGCUGCUCACCUUCUGGCUGCCGGCACCAUUAACACAGUGACGGAUCUUCUUGUCGUUGUCCUGCCGCUGGUCAUCUUCAUUCGCCUGCAGAGCCCGAACAGCAAGUUGUCAAAGCGGCAAAUUGUCAUCGUCAAUAUUCUAUUCGCCGCAGGUUUCUUUGCUACCAUCGCAGGUGCUAUCCGUACCUACGUGACCUGGCGUAUGACCUCAGCUGAUGAUUUCAACAUCACCUAUUGGUUCUGGCUGACAUGGCUUUCUUCCAUGAUCGAAAUUUACGUUGGUAUCAUUGCUGCUAGUGUGCCUGCAACAAAACCUUUCAUGGCUCGAUAUGUUCCUGCGCUUCUCGGGGCAUCCAGGUCCACAGACAGCCCAAGUCACGGAUCGCGUACUGAUCGCUAUGCCUUGCAUGGUGCUAACCGUAGCCGUACGAAGAACGGCUAUGUCCGUGAUGAUUCCUACGACCUGCCUUUCUACGAGUCGGCGUCGACAGUCAGCAAAGCAGUGCCCACGACAUGCAACUCCCGGAAAACUGACUCCCUCCCGAUGCCAAAUCGGUUGGAGGAAGGCUUCGAGUUCUGA
Fusarium pseudograminearum CS3096 is the source of this 1128-nucleotide messenger RNA. RefSeq lists its product as uncharacterized. The record is from RefSeq and is a predicted model, not a curated record. Lineage: Eukaryota; Fungi; Ascomycota; Sordariomycetes; Hypocreales; Nectriaceae. The transcript has 2 exons. The coding region runs from base 1 to 1128 and encodes 375 amino acids.